CCAUCUCUGAGUAGGACCUUGAUCGGAUAAAUAUCCUGCAGUAGUCAACAGUCACUCACAAGCUCUAAGAUAGAGCACACAGACUGCAGGACCAACAUGGCCCCGUUCGUACAUGUGGCUGCUUCUAUUUUGCUGCUGUCCACGAUAACGACAGCGCAAAUGAGAGGGGACUUUUCACCAUCACAAGAAUGUCAAACAAUAGAUGAGUUUGGGACAUACUGCCCAACCACAUGUGGUGUCGCUGAUUACCUGAAUAAGUACAAGCCUGAUGUGGACGGACAGCUGGAUCGAAUGGAACAAAAAUUGGAGGAAAUCGUCAACCUUACCAAAGGAGCACAGGACACAGUGAUCUACCUGAAAGACUCAGAUAAGCAAGCCCAAAAACAAUCACCAGAUACUUACAUCAAAAAAUCUUCAAGCAUGCUAGACGAUAUACUACGAUUUGAGAAGAGCAUUCUAGCUCAGGAAGAUCAAAUAAAUCAACUGCAGUCAACCCUACAGGCUAAUGAGAGAAAAAUGGUUGAUCUAAAGCAAAUGGCUCUCCAGCUGGACCAGAUAUGCAAAGAGCCCUGCAAGGACACCGUGGAGAUUCAGCCAAUAACAGGCAAAGACUGUCAGGAAAUUGCAAACAAAGGUGGUAAGGUUAGUGGACUCUACUAUGUCAAACCAGCAAGGGCUCCGGAAGCAUUCCUGGUCUACUGUGAGAUAGACAGCUUUGGAUCAGGAUGGACUGUCCUUCAGAGGAGACGUGAUGGUAGCGUUGACUUCAACAGAAACUGGAUUCAGUAUAAGGAAGGCUUUGGGUACCUUUCACCAGAUGAUAAAACAGAGUUCUGGCUGGGUAAUGAGAAGAUGCACCUGUUGUCUGUUCAGUCCACCGUUCCUUAUGUUCUGAGGAUAGAAAUGGUCGAUUGGGAAGGCAACAAAAAGUACGCUGAUUAUGCCACAUUCAAAAUAGGACCAGAAAUUGAUUCAUAUCGUUUGACAUAUGCUUAUUACCAUGCUGGAGAUGCUGGUGAUGCCUUUGAUGGCUUUAGCUUUGGAGGUGACGCCAGUGAUAAAUACUUCACAUCUCACAACGGCAUGCAGUUUAGUACACCUGAUAAAGACAACGACAAGUUCGAGGGUAACUGUGCCUUAGAGGAGGGGUCUGGCUGGUGGAUGAACCGCUGCCAUGCUGCUCAACUCAAUGGAAAAUAUUACCCGGGUGGCAAAUACACAGAGAAAGAUCAUCCGUCUGGACAAGACAAUGGCAUUAUUUGGGUCUCAUGGCACGAUCGCUGGUAUUCUCUGAAGGAGACCACCAUGAAGAUCAUUCCCAUUAAUAGGCUGGGUGCUGGAGGCCAGCACACUAGUGUCAAGGAGUUUGGAGGCCUGGGAGACAUUUAAAGACCUUACCGAUGCUGUUCCAGUGGUACUAACCUAUCAUCUCGUUAUGUUGAAAUGCAAGAAUACAUGUGAAGGACAGUUUCAAGCAUCUGUCUUUUCUUUUCCAUUUCAUUUGUAUUAUGAUGUUCUCCGGUUGAUUGUUUUUCAUAUAUUAAUCUCUGCAAAAGCUUACUUUACAAAGCAUGCUGAUGUAAAUGUGCAAAUUGUAACUGGUCUAAUGCACUGACAAUUAAUGAUUAAAUGUUUUCACUUUUUGUAAAUGAAAGUUAUUUGGUAGUCUUCAUUUCUUACCAAUGCAAGAAUACAUGUGAAGGACAGUUUCAAGCAUCUGUCUGUUCAUUUCCAUUUCAUUUGUAUUAUGAUGUUCUCCGGUUGAUUGUUUUUCAUAUAUUAAUCUCUGCAAAAGCUUACUUUACAAAGCAUGCUGAUGUAAAUGUGCAAAUUGUAACUGGUCUAAUGCACUGACAAUUAAUGAUUAAAUGUUAUCACUUUUUGUAAAUGAAAGUUAUUUGGUAGUCUUCAUUUCUUACCAAUGUAGGUAAGGUUAACAAUGUAUGUAAGGUAUACAAAUAGCUAAAUAUAACUUUUGAAUCUGAAGUAAAACAAAUGUGUAAAGGAAAUUGAAAAUAAAGAAGAUAAAAAGAAAAUAAUUCAUGCCAGAAACCAGUGAUUAUAUAAUUGGUGCUGUACAUUUAGUGCAUUUGCUUUCUUCAAAAAGUGUCUUUUUUAGCUGUUAUAUGACACUAUAAUAUUUACUGUCAAUAUAGAUGAGUGUCUUUAUAGCUGAAAAUCAUGAUUUCCUGUUGUCCAAGUUAGUGUCAAUUCUGUUACUAUCAAGCUCUAUUACCAGUUGAGUAACAGUGUUCACUAACAUUUGUGUGUGAGAGACUGUGUUUCCAUUUUUACCUUGUGGACAACAGUAAAUCAUGAUGUUCAGCCAUUUAAGAUAAUAUAUUAUAAUGUGGUUCAUGACAAAUGUGUACCAUUUUUUUAAAUAAUUAAAAAUUCAUUUGAAAAAGCUGAAGAAAAUGACAUUUUUAUACCAAUUAUAAAUGUAUAGGAUUUUUCUUUAGUACUUCACUAUAAGCUUAACAUCCUAUGAAAAUUCUGUAUUUUUUGAUAAAUCAAAAUAUGAUUAAACAGAAAACCUGUUGUGAAAUUUGACAUUACAAAGUGUAAGAGCCCCGUUGGAAUUAAAUGUUGAGGGUG
Molecule: messenger RNA, 2598 nt
Organism: Paramisgurnus dabryanus
Lineage: Eukaryota; Metazoa; Chordata; Actinopteri; Cypriniformes; Cobitidae
Gene: fgg
Product: fibrinogen gamma chain
Biological process (GO): fibrinolysis; blood coagulation, common pathway; blood coagulation
Cellular component (GO): fibrinogen complex
Molecular function (GO): extracellular matrix structural constituent; protein-macromolecule adaptor activity; signaling receptor binding
Source: RefSeq, a predicted model, not a curated record